AUGAUCCGGUUCGCACAGUACUAUCAGCGAGCGAAAAACGGGUUUCAUGCCAUUCAAGCCCUGGCCAUCUUUGUUGCCUGGGCCAUAUCCAUUGCUAUCCUCACCAAGGAAGGCAAACUUGAUGGGAGGAUUUGGUAUUACUUUGCUCUGACGGCUUCCCCUGUUUUCCAACGGAUACGCCGCUUUUCCAAUGCCUACGUCCACGGUGUACUCGACAUUGUUUACACCAUACUCUGGCUCGCUGCCUUUGCCUCCCUGAUAGCAUGGGUCGAACAAGGAUCUCAUGCGGCAAAAGAUUGGAAGAGCAAGGACAGUUUGUGUGAGAAGUUCGCAUGGGGGCCUGGACACUGCACCCUCGCAAUCGAAUCGACAUGGCUCAUGUCUGGUCCUAGCCUGCUGUUUGGCGUUACAGCUGCCUUCGCGAUCUACGGUGUAAUCUAUUACAGAAAGAACGGUUCUUUACCUGAUUAUUCCAUCCAAGAUGAAGAGCAUCUACCCUUCGAAGACUCGGAUUUCUCAGCGGACACAAGUGACAAGCUCAACAAUCAUGAGAACAUGCAGCUUAAUCAUUCAGACGAAGAGGAAGCCCCAUUUACGCACGCCAACGCAGAAGAGCCAACCCAUCCAAGUGGACCAAUCACCUGGAAUCUGCAACAACCACAUAUUGCGCCUGCCGAGCUAGAGUUCGUGCCCGUCGACACCAGCUACUAUGGCGGCGGACACCCCUAUGAAUCUUCGCAGCAACCUCAGUCCCAACCAACCUUUCAGUAUUCGGCCAACAAUUCUCGGUACGAGACUCACCACUCCAAUGAGAGCCAAUUUGUGGGAGGGUUGAAGCCUUUGCCAGUGCAGGAUGGAGAACGUCUAUCGAGACAUAAUUUAGCAUUGGAUUUUGACCAUGGUGGAUAUGCUAGUAGUGGCAGGGUGGAUUUCCCGGAGGGUGACUAUGGCCGAUGA
This is a messenger RNA of Letharia lupina, 957 nucleotides long. RefSeq lists its product as uncharacterized. The transcript is spliced from 3 exons. The coding region runs from base 1 to 957 and encodes 318 amino acids. The record is from RefSeq and is a predicted model, not a curated record. NCBI's taxonomy places the organism in Eukaryota, Fungi, Ascomycota, Lecanoromycetes, Lecanorales, Parmeliaceae.